AUGCGUAGUGCAACAUAAGAGGAACUAAAAUAGAGAGCCAAAUUUAAUGAAAUUUCUUCAGGAGAGGAGGAAAUACUAUCAGAUUCAGAGGAAGAGUGUGAUCCAGAAAAUUAUAAUUUUUUAAUGUCUCAAGUUGAUUUGGCAGCAUUAACUUAUGGAAUUGUUUAAGAGGAUCAAAAAGGAUAAGAAAUAAAUUUAAGAGAGAGAGUUAGUACUCAGCAACUAAAAUAGGAAGUCAAUUAGGUAAAUCAACAUAUUAGUGGAAAUCACUAAAAUAUAACUAGUGUACCUAAUCCAAUAAAAUUGCUAGUUUCAAAAUAAAAGAGAAGAUAUAAUUAUAAUGGAUUUAAUUUAGAUCUAACUUGUAUUAUUGUUUAUUAAUUAUAGAUAUUACUGAAAAGAUAAUAGCAAUGGGUUUUCCAGCUGAGAAUAUUGAAUCAAUUUAUAGAAAUUCAAUGUAAGAUGUAAGAAGAUUUUUUGAUUCUGUACAUCCUGGACAUUAUAAAGUGUACAAUCUUUGUGAAGAAAGAAAAUAUGAUCAUUCAAAUUUUAAUUAAGUAGCAGAGUUUCCUUUUUAAGAUCAUUAGGCUCCNUUAUACUUCUAGAAUUGA
Paramecium primaurelia is the source of this 611-nucleotide messenger RNA. The record is from the annotation of a GenBank genome assembly. NCBI's taxonomy places the organism in Eukaryota, Ciliophora, Oligohymenophorea, Peniculida, Parameciidae.